AUGUCUUGCCGCGCCAUUAUCCUGUUGGCCGUCAUUGGUCUUUCACAAGCCUGUGUUCCCACAAGCCCAACGACAACUACAGUUCCUUGCUGUGCACCAUUAACAGCAGUCAACGUUCCCAAAGUUAGCCCAGUAGGAGAAGCUGCAACAUUCCACCAAUGUUCCAUCCUGAGAAGAGUCAGCUCUACUUGCCCAACAACUGGAUAUCUUCUCUGCUCUGCCGCUGCUGAAACAAAUCCUACCAAUGUAGUCGUUCAAGCCAUCGCUGAAGAUGGAACUACAGUUCUCAAGCAAGCUAAUGGUAACCCAAUGGCCAACUUACAGCUCUUCUGUGUUGAUGGAGAGUGGAAAGCAACUGAGGAAGGAGAAGGACCAACAGUUCAUCAAGUCUCAUGCUCUCAAACUGGAUCAACAGGAGCUGACUUCUCAUUCUCCAGCGUUGGAGACGCUCAGUCUUCUGUUGCUCAUCACGGAUAA
Molecule: messenger RNA, 477 nt
Organism: Auanema sp. JU1783
Lineage: Eukaryota; Metazoa; Nematoda; Chromadorea; Rhabditida; Rhabditidae
Source: the annotation of a GenBank genome assembly